AUGCCCGCGCGCCGCCCCGCGCCCGACGCCAUGGACACGGAGGACGCGCCGCUCACGGCCGCGGAGAAGUUCCAGGCGCUGCUGCGGCCCAUCAAGGACGUCGCGCUCGCGUUCGACGUCGACGUCGACGAGGCGCUCGAGGAGUACGUCGAGGAGUGCGUGCGCUACGUCGUCGCCGAGUCCGGCGACGAGGCCAUCAACUUCGCCGAGGCGGGUUUGCUCGUGCAGGGCAGCGCCGUCGUCUACGGCCGCAAGGUCGACGGGUUGCACGGCGUCGUCUACAAGGUCCUCGAGAAUCUCCGGACGGGCAAGGCCCAGGCGGACGCCGCGGGCCGGGACGCCGCGGCGACGAAGGUCGCCGAGGCCUCGGGCGAGGACGAGUUCGGCCGCCGCUACGACGCGGGCCCGCUCGCGCGCGUCGUCGACGUGACGCCGGGGAAGACCGUCGACCUCGACGUCGAGAAGGAAGACUCGAAGCGCAAGAAGGCGCGGACGGCGCCGGCGGACCCCAUGGUCGCCCUGCUCUUCCGCGACGUCGAGGAGGACGCGCCCUUCUUCGGCGCGGCCUUCGGCGCGGACGGCGGCCUGCGCCUGCCGGGGCUCGCGCGCGAGGGCGGCGUCGCGGCCGAUUUCGCCCCCGCGGCCGACGGCGGCGAGGCGCCGCCGGCCUACGACGACGACUACGAGGCGCCGCCGGCCUACGACGACGACGGCUUCGACGACGGCGGCAUGGACGUCGAGGAGGCCGCCGUCGCGCGCCAGCGCGAGGCGCCCGCGCCGCGGCCGCGCCGCGCGAGCUCGACCGCGCCCGAGGAGGCGGAGGACGCGCCGGACCCCUACGAGGAGAUGGACGUCUUCGCGAGCGACGACGUCGCCAAGCCCCUGCGCCGCGGCAAGACGUGGCGCGCGCCGAAACCGCCGACGGCCGACGAGGGCCCGCCGUCGGACGCGGCGGUCGCCGCGCUCUGCGCGGCCGUGGACGCGGCGACGUCGGCCCGCGACCGGGGCCGCCGCGUCGCGGCCCUCGAGGCCGCCCAGGGCGCCCGGGCCGCCGCGCGCGCGGCCGCGCUCGACGUCGCCAAGGCGGCCUACCCGCAGUUCGGCGCCGCGCUCGCUAAGGCCCGGCGGCUCCGGCGCCUCGAGGAGCGCCGCGGCGGCGGCGACGACGACGACGACUACGACUGCGACGACGCCUGGGCCGCCGGCGGCGUCGCGCGGCUCUUCGCGGACCCGGAGGAGCUCGCGGCGCCCGAGGCGCCCGACGCGCCGCGCGACUUCACCGACGACUUCGACGACGGCGGCGGCGAGUGCUUCGCCUGGGACGACGACGGCUACGACGACCGCCUCGGCGCCGCGGGCGGCCGGCGGUCCGAGGCCUACGACGCCGCGUGCAAGGCGCACCUCGACGAGCUCGGCGCGAACGUCGCGUCCUACGAGGAUCUCGCGCGCCUCGCGGACCGCGUCGCGGCCUGGCAGGCCAAGCUCGAGCCCGUGCUCCGCGCCCAGGAGACGGAGCGCGAGCCCUUCGACAUGCUCGCCAUCGGCCGCGACAUCGUCGCGCGCCUCGCGGCGCGGAAGCCCGGCGACAAGGCCAAGGUCGGCUUCGGCAGCCUCGCGGGGGGCAUCCCGCGCUACCGCGUCUGCCGCCACUUCCUCGCGACGCUCCAGCUCGCCAACAACGGCAACCUCGACCUCGAGCACGCGCACGGCGCCGACGCGCUCGCGCCCGCGGACGCGUUCAAGCUCGCGCUCCUCACGACGGACGUGACCUACUACAACGGGGACCACGCCGCGGGCCCCUGGAGCGUCGGCGUGCUCGACUACGGCCACCCGAAGAUCCGCGUCGGCGCCGUGCGCGUCUGGGUCGCGGGCCCCUGGGCGCCGGACGCGGACCUCGUCUUCGAGGGCGUGGGGUCCCGGAAGAACUACACCAUCGGCGGGGCGGCGGCGCGCGCGGCCGAGGGCGACGUCCUCGGGAACCCGGCCUUCGAUCUCCUCGGACUGAAGCCGUCCGAGGUCGUCGCCUGGCGCGCCGUCGUCCGCCGCGGCGACGGGUCCCGGGCCGCGACGCCCUUUUACACGGAGACGGGCCCGCUGCCCGGCUACUUCCCGGCCGUCGCCGCCUCCGGCGAGGCGAGCGGCUACGUGCUCACGUCCGCGUUCCCCGCGGUGCAAAACGGCGCGGCGGACAAGUGGAGCGGCGCCGUCGUCCUCGAUAGGGACGGCGACGUCGUCUGGGCCCUCGACUGCGGGUCCCUCUUCGACUACACGCCCUAUUACGGGUUGAUGAACCUGCGCUGCGGCGUCACGGGCGCGCAGACGGCCCUCGGCGACUUCUCGUUCGAAGACCGCUCGCGGGACUCGCUGCUCGUGCUCUGGGGCGUCGAGGGCGACAUGACGAAGAUCACGACGGGCUUCACGGGCAUCGCCGAGAUCAACGCCCGGGGCUCCAUCCGCCGGCUCUACGUCGCGACGCGCGACGCGCCGGACUGGGCGCGCGGCCAGCUGCCCUGGUCGAACGUCCCGGGCGAGGUCGUCUACGUCGACACCGCGGGCUUCAACCACCAGGUGACGCCCCUCGACGCCUCCACGCUCGUCUCCCUGGGCUUCGAGACGAAGCGCAACGUCACCUGCCCGGGCUGGCCCGGGGCCGUGGACCAAGUCCACGGCAACGAGCUCGUCGUCUUCGACAGAGACACGGGCGCGGUCGCGCGGCGCUUCAGCACCUGGGACGCCUUCGAUGUGUGCGCGACGGCGACGUACGCCACGCUGGCGCGGAACCCGGACUGGACCCACCUCAACGCCUUCGACGCGACGCUCGUCGGGUCCGCGCUCGACGCGCUGGUCGUCUCGUCGUUCUACCUCGGGUGGAUCUUCGCGUGGGACUAUUCGUCGGGCGACGUGCGCUGGCUCCUGGGCGCGUGCCACGCCGACAUGCCGGCGGCCUGCGCCGACCACCGCAACUCCUUCCCUCUUUUUGUCGUCGACGAGGGGGCGGCGGGGGCCGUGCCGCAACGGUACGACGCGGGCCAGCACAACGUCCGCGUCGUCGCGCCGGAACGCCCGUCGUCCUGGGCCGACGUGGCUUUGGUCGCCUUCGCCAACGGCGGCCGCCGGGACCGGGGGUUGGACGUGCCGAGCCGCCUCGUGGUCUGGGCGCUGCCGGGCGACCCGCCGGCGACGGCCCGGGCGACGUUCGCGUACGGCGACGGCUCGUACAGCCCCUUCCUCGGCGGCGCGCAGCCGUUGCUGGGGCCCGGCGGCGUCGCGGGCUACCUCGCGGACUUUGGGGCCGUCACGGACCCGCCGGCGCCCUUCGACGGCCGGGCCAACUGGGCCCGGGACAACUGCAACUCCGCGCGCGUCGUCGAAAUCGACGCGCGCGGCAACGCGACCUUUUCCGCGACCUUCGGCGGCCGCGACGCCGCGGGCUCCUGCGGCGCCGCCAACGCGCGCUCCUGGAACUCGUACCGCGCCCUCCGCGUCCCCAAGCCCCCGGGCUUCACGGAAGCUUCAGCCUCCCGGAACGCGCUCAGCAUCGAGCACUGCUUCCCGCGCGCGCGCCGCAUGGUAACGCUCGAGCCACGCGCCAAGUUCCCUCCGCCGGCGCACAACACGCACCCGGAGCUCUACGUCGUCGGCUUCCUCUGCAUCGCGACGAUCAGCGAGGCGGUCGUGCUCAAGCUCCUGUCGCACGCCGCGGAGGAGUCCGGCGCGGCGCGCCCGCGCAUCAACCAGGGCGCGAUCAAGGCGACGGUGGAGCUCCUCCGCCUCUUCGUCGUCCAGGCGCGCGCGCGCGCCGAGGGCGAGGCCGCCGCGGAGGGCGACGACGUCAUCCGGCCCGAGCACGAUCCUGUAUUCCGGAUGACCGCGGGGCUCCUCGUCUUCGCCGACGGCGGCGCGCUGCAGAUCGCGAUGGCGCUCCUCGUCGCGAUGCUGAGCCACCGCGUCUACGCCGCCUACGAGCCCUACGUCGACGACGACGACGACGCGCUCUCGGAGGUCGCGCAGACGCAGCUCGUCCUCGUCUUCUUCGGGAGCCUGCUCCUCUUCGUCGGCGAGCACACGGACGGCGAGCGGGGCUACGCGACGGACGCGUUCGGCGCCGUGCUGGCCCUCGUCAUGUCCGCGGGGCUGCUCGUGGCCGUCUACUACGUGCUCGUCGACGCGCUCGGCCGCGACCGCGUGGAACGGGAGGAGCGCCUGCUCCUGGAGAAGGCGGAGGGCCUGAUCCACCACCUCGCGCCGACGUCGCCGAAGCGCACCGUCGCCUUCGCCGCGGACGAGAAGAAGGAGAUCGAGCUCGCGGACGUCUACGGGGGCUCCUCCUCCUCCGACGACGACGCGAGCUCCUUCGCCGCGGCCCCCUCCUACGAGGCCGCGACGACGCCGCGCGCUACCGCCGAGGAGAAGCGCCCGGAGGAGGCGAAGCGCGAGGCGACGUCACCGUCGGCGACGCCGAAGGAGACGCCGAAGGAGAACACGCCGCGGCGGGGCCGCUCCUUCCGCGCGCGAAAGCCAUCGCCGCGCACCGAGCCAAGAAAGCCGCCGCGGCGCCGGCCCCCGCGGCGCCGCGGCCGCCCAAGGGCAUGA
Messenger RNA from Aureococcus anophagefferens, 4593 nucleotides. RefSeq lists its product as hypothetical. Gene Ontology annotation, molecular function: chromatin binding; aryl sulfotransferase activity. NCBI's taxonomy places the organism in Eukaryota, Pelagophyceae, Pelagomonadales, Pelagomonadaceae. The transcript is spliced from 5 exons. Gene Ontology annotation, cellular component: nucleus; condensin complex. The record is from RefSeq and is a predicted model, not a curated record. Gene Ontology annotation, biological process: mitotic sister chromatid separation; meiotic chromosome condensation. Bases 1 to 4593 code for a protein of 1530 amino acids.